AUGAGCAGCAGACCACCGCCUCUCUCUCACUCGUAUUCGUCGCCUAAGCUGGGUGCGGCGGCCAUCUACAGCACGAGCUCUCCUUCAGGGUCUCCGCGGCCAUACUUUGCUCAGCACUUGCCAGGUGCAAUGUCGCCGUAUCGUGAUGCCUCUGCCCGCUAUGCACACCUGGGAAGCCCCAGAAUAAGCUCGCUCAGCAGAGAUGCCACCGCCGCUCUCAAGGGGAGCAAUUACCCGACCUCUUCUUCUCGACCAACUUCUCCAACGCCAGGCUCUCGUUCGCCCUCUCCCAGCAGCGAUAGCGAUCGCUCCAGCAGAUCCUCUUCGCCCGGACUACACGCGCAUGCGGACAAUGGCGACCGCCCCGACCGACCCCUUCUCACUCGAGGCGAUUCGUCCAGUCGCAGGGAUCUUCACCCUGAAUCGUAUCACGACGAUCCCUCAGCCGCUGCAGUACCAAAUAUCAUUGACUCUCCAAGGGGCCUCAAGCGUGUUCAUCAAUUGCAGCCUAUCGACACCAAAGGUGAGUCUGACUUCCAAGAUCUCGUCCUCCCGUUGAGCCAUCUGCUGCCCUUGUUCCUACGUUUCGACGUCAACAUCGCGGCCCUCUUGUCCAGCACCACAACAAUUGCCGACGGCAUCCCCGACUCCGCCUCUUUCUUUGAAUGA
Messenger RNA from Sporisorium graminicola, 669 nucleotides. RefSeq lists its product as uncharacterized. NCBI's taxonomy places the organism in Eukaryota, Fungi, Basidiomycota, Ustilaginomycetes, Ustilaginales, Ustilaginaceae. The transcript has a single exon. The coding region runs from base 1 to 669 and encodes 222 amino acids. The record is from RefSeq and is a predicted model, not a curated record.